AUUGAACCAUAACAACAAAAAAGAAACAGAGAGAGGUUUUUGUGAUUAUUAUUGUUAUAAGCUAGAGACCAAGAAUGGAAAGUCCUGCAUGAAGCUUGUCCAAAGACUCCAAACCCAGAAAAGCAGCUGUGUCUCCUAAAAAACAAGGGAGGUGGCUGCAACCCUGCAAGGUCCAAAUAAGUACUCAACUCCUUCCUGUAUCAUUUUUUCCGGGAAGCUAUAUUUUUCUGUCAUAGAACAGAGAUGAAGGGUCUUUUUAUUAUCUUCUUCACCUCGCUAUUCUAUUUUACGGUCUUGAAUCUGUCCACUGCAGCUGACACCCUAGCUGCAUCGCAAUCCAUAGUCAGCUCUGAUACCUUGGUUUCUUCCAGCCAAAGCUUUGAACUGGGACUUUUUUCCACAGGCAACUCCAGAGCAUGGUAUCUAGGAAUAUGGUACAGGAAUUUUCCAGAUAUUGUUGUAUGGGUUGCAAACAGAGAAAAUCCACUUGCAGAUUCUUAUGGAGCCAUGAUGUUGUCCAAAAAUGGAAGUUUAGUCCUUUUAGACCAAAUGAAUGGAACUAUUUGGUCUUCUAGUCCUUCCAAAGAAGCUGAAGAUCCUGUUGCACAGCUUUUGGAAACUGGAAACCUUGUUGUAGUAGACAAGGCUGUGACAAGUUCCGAAAGCUAUAUAUGGCAAAGUUUUGAAUUCCCAUCGGACACACUGCUACCAGGAAUGAGGCUGCGAUUGAACUUCAAAACAGGCCCAAACCAAUUCUUGACAUCUUGGAAAAAUGCUAGUGACCCGUCUCUUGGAUUAUAUACCUAUAAGAUCGAUCACCUUGUGUUGCCUCAGCUUGUUCUUGCUCAAGGAUCAAAGAAAGAAUUCCGCAGUGGACCUUGGAAUGGUCUUCGAUUUACUGGUCUUCCUGUUUCAAGCAACGAAAUUUUGAAACCAAGUUAUGUUUAUAACACAAAUGAGUUGUAUUAUAUCUAUGAGGCUAAUGACAAUUCUAUUAUUACCCGAUUAAAGCUGACUGAAACAGGUGAGAUGCAACGGCUAGUGCUGAAUAAAGGAAGUACUGAAUGGGGUGUUAUGUAUACUUUGCAGAAUGAUCGAUGCGACAAUUACGGGGAGUGUGGUGCAAAUAGCAUAUGCAAAAUUAACAGAACACCCAUUUGUGAGUGCUUACAGGGGUUUGUUCCAAAAUCACAGCAAGAAUGGGAGGUUCUUAAUAGGACAAGUGGUUGCAAGAGAGAGACCCUAUUGGAUUGCCAGCAGGGGGAAGGGUUUCUGAAAUUUCAAAAUAUGAAACUUCCAGACCUGUUGGAUUUUUCAGUGAACAACAGCAUGAGCUUCAAGGAAUGUGAGGCAGAGUGUUUGAAGAAUUGUUCUUGUGUAGCUUAUGCUAAAUCAAAUAUGAGUAGUGGAGGCAUUGGCUGUCUGAUGUGGUUCGGGGAGCUUAUAGAUAUGCGUGAGUUCGUUGAUGAAGUUAGUGAUCAAGAUUUAUAUAUUCGGAUGCCAGCUUCAGAACUAGGCAAUAGUACCAGUCAGAAGGAUAAAAGAGUAGUAUUAAUCUCAGUGAUAUCAGCAGCUUCUGUACUUCUUUUUCUGGGUCUCUUAUGCCGUUGUAUCGUUCUGAAUAAGAGAGCAAAGAGAAAGGUUUCAAGAUCAAGCAAGGAAGACAUAGAGUUGCCACUAUUUGAUUUUCAUACAAUUGAAAUCGGCACCAAUUACUUUUCCUGGCAAAACAAACUUGGAGAGGGAGGUUUUGGUCCAGUUUACAAGGCUAACCUAAGAAAAGAAGAAUUAGUAGCAGUAAAGAGACUUUCAAGAGGCUCUGGACAAGGUCUUGAAGAGUUUAGGAAUGAAGUUACAAUGAUAGCCAAUCUCCAACACAGGAAUCUUGUUAAACUUUUAGGCUGCUGCAUUGAAGGAGAAGAAAGGAUGCUAAUCUAUGAGUACAUGCCCAACAAAAGCUUGGACUUCUUUAUCUUUGAUCAAAACAGAAAGAAGCUGCUUAACUGGCAAAAGCGGUUUGACAUUAUCAUGGGAAUUGCACGAGGACUUCUCUACCUCCAUCAAGACUCAAGAUUAAGAAUCAUUCAUAGGGACCUUAAGAGUAGCAACAUCUUGCUAGACCGUGACCUGAUCCCAAAAAUAUCCGACUUUGGCAUAGCAAGAAUUUUCGAACACGAUCAAACUGAAGGAAAAACAAAACGAGUAAUUGGCACACAUGGAUAUAUGUCUCCUGAGUACACAAUUGAUGGGAAAUUUUCAGUGAAAUCGGAUGUGUUCAGUUUUGGAGUGCUAUUAUUAGAGAUAGUUAGCAGCAGAAAGAACACAGGGUUCAAUCAGCCAGAUCACAACCACAAUCUUCUGGGACAUGCAUGGCUACUGUGGAACAACAACAAGGGUUUGGAACUUAUAGAUCCAUGCUUGGAGUACUCAUACGUGGACAACGAGGUGCUAAGAUGUAUUCAAGUGGGUCUAUUAUGUGUUCAAAAGCUACCCACUGACAGACCAGCAAUGUCAUCAGCGGUGUUCAUGUUGUGCAAUGAAGGAGCAACAUUGCCCGAACCAAAGGAGCCUGGUUUCUUCACAGAAAGAAGCUCCAUAGACAACAAAACCUUAACAGGUGGAGCAAGAAGCCACACAGGACUCACACUUACUAUUUCGACAUUGGAAGCUAGAUAGAUGAUUCAAGCAAGGAGCUGUUGAGUAAAUACACAAGGAUCACAAAGACUAUGAAUCGCCUUUGCAUUUCAAUAUGGAAGGUUGAAGCUGUCAGAGAGUAGGACACAGCCACAGUACCAUUUUCAUCAGCGUUGCCAAGAAUUCACACGCGGCUUUGUUCCACAACUGGGGCAUUUCUACAAACAUACGGUGAGCAGCCAAUAAGUUCAUACCAAAAUACUGCAGAACAAUGCAUAUAGACUUGGCCACACACAAAUAGAAUUCCCUUUACCAAGAUAAUUAAGACCAGAAGAGUUACCCGAAAACUACCCCAUGGAAAAUGGCGGGAUCCAAGCUCUCUACGCACAACACCAGCUAUUCCGAUAUGCAGAGUAAAAGAACGAGCAUGUAAUUUUCACUGAUUCUAUACACCCAAAAAGGGAUUUUCAUUUUUUUUUUUUUUUUGGUAGAUGCCUUUGUAAAAGUAAUGACACGUAUACGAGUAUAGCCGUUGUGAUCCAUGUUUGUCUAAAAUUUUCUCUCUGUAUUGGAUGCAAUUCACACUAAAACUUUUUGUUAAUUGCAGUCUUAUGACUCAUCUGUCAUAUAUGAUUUCUUUUUAUUUUA
Messenger RNA from Rosa chinensis, 3282 nucleotides. Its product is annotated as G-type lectin S-receptor-like serine/threonine-protein kinase SD1-1. Lineage: Eukaryota; Viridiplantae; Streptophyta; Magnoliopsida; Rosales; Rosaceae. The record is from RefSeq and is a predicted model, not a curated record. Bases 244 to 2676 code for a protein of 810 amino acids. The transcript is spliced from 8 exons. Gene Ontology annotation, molecular function: ATP binding; protein serine/threonine kinase activity. Gene Ontology annotation, biological process: recognition of pollen; protein phosphorylation.